AUGUUCAAAAACACGUUCCAGAGCGGCUUCCUCUCCAUCCUCUACAGCAUCGGCAGCAAGCCUCUGCAGAUCUGGGACAAAAAGGUACGAAAUGGUCACAUCAAAAGAAUCACUGAUAACGAUAUCCAGUCCCUGGUACUGGAAAUCGAAGGGACAAAUGUCAGCACCACAUAUAUCACGUGUCCUGCAGACCCAAAGAAGACGCUGGGGAUUAAACUUCCCUUCCUCGUCAUGAUUAUCAAAAACCUGAAGAAGUAUUUCACCUUUGAAGUACAGGUACUAGAUGACAAGAACGUGCGUCGGCGGUUUCGGGCAAGUAACUACCAGAGCACCACCCGGGUCAAGCCCUUCAUCUGCACCAUGCCCAUGAGGCUGGAUGAUGGCUGGAACCAGAUUCAGUUCAACCUGUCCGACUUUACCCGGCGGGCGUACGGCACAAAUUACAUUGAGACUCUACGAGUGCAGAUCCAUGCAAACUGUCGUAUCCGACGGGUUUACUUCUCAGAUAGACUCUACUCAGAAGACGAACUGCCAGCAGAGUUCAAACUCUAUCUCCCAGUUCAGAACAAGGCAAAGCAAUAACUGGAAUGCAACUCAAGGGAUGAACCCUAGACGUGACUCU
This is a messenger RNA of Orycteropus afer afer, 622 nucleotides long. The record is from RefSeq and is a predicted model, not a curated record. Lineage: Eukaryota; Metazoa; Chordata; Mammalia; Tubulidentata; Orycteropodidae.